This is a messenger RNA of Ipomoea nil (Japanese morning glory), 856 nucleotides long. RefSeq names its product secoisolariciresinol dehydrogenase-like. The record is from RefSeq and is a predicted model, not a curated record. NCBI's taxonomy places the organism in Eukaryota, Viridiplantae, Streptophyta, Magnoliopsida, Solanales, Convolvulaceae.
UGUAAGUGUGUCUGUAUUGGGAGAUUUACAUGUAGUUCUUUGACUUUUAGAAAUUAAGGGAGUAUUGAAGGGAGGAAGUAUUGGUCAUCAUAUCAUCUCAAGCUAAGAGAUUAAAGAAAAAUGGUGAGCAGUUGGGUCGUUUCUACUUCUGCUAAGAGGUUGGAAGGAAAAGUAGCAAUAAUUACUGGUGGUAUUGGUGGCAUCGGAUGUAGGAUCGCACAGCUAUUCUCUCAACAUGGUGCCAAAGUAGUAAUAGCCGACACCAGAGAUGAUGAAAGCCAAUCUAUCUGCAAAGAUUUAGGUGGUGGCAACUCUUUCUUUGUUCACUGUGAUGUGACAAGAGAGUCAGACGUCGAAAACGCAGUGAACAAAGCAGUCUCCACCCAUGGAAGGCUUGACAUAAUGGUGAACAAUGCAGGCAUCUUGGGAGCCAAGGUAUCCGGCAUUCUUGAUUGCGAUGCCACUGAUUUUGUCAAUGUGUUUCGUGUUAACACCCUCGGUGCAUUUCUGGGAACGAAACACGCUGCUCGUGUGAUGAAACCCAUGCAAAGGGGGAGCAUAAUAAACACAGCUAGUGUUGCUGGUGUUAUGGGUUUUCCACAUGCUUAUACGUGCUACGCCAUUGUUGGCCUGACUAAGAACACUGCCCUCGACCUGGGCCGAUACGGCAUCCGAGUCAACUGUGUUUCGCCUUCUGCAGUUCCUACACGUACAGAUGGCAAGGGAGUAUUUUGGGUUGUCAGAGGAUGACAAAUUUGAGGUGUAUUCAAGCCUUAAAGGUGUGGAUUUGAUGGCAGAGGAUGUUGCAGAGGCUGUUCUUUAUCUUGCAAGUGAUGAGUCCAAGUAUGUGAGUGGC